AGGUGAUAUUGUUCUGUUUUACCACUUUUUAUUUGCCGUUUUAUCUCAGUGUGUGUAUAAAGUUUGAUUCAGCCAUUCCAAUUUAACAAUUUAGAUAUCUAAAAGCCAGAAUUUUUAGAUUAUUUUAAAAAACUCAUGUUUCAGGCACAAACCACCUGAAAAUGUAAAAGUUGUUUCUGCUGAAUUGUCUUAUACAUUAAAGAUAAUAAAGAAGAUACAAUUAUUCAAUGUUACUUGAGUUAAAACUUAAAAAGAAAGCAGCCAAUGAAAGGAAAAAAAGAGAUUUGAACUUACGAAUAUAUUCAUCAGAUUCGAACCGAUGUAAUGACUUAUUUUUAAAUCGUUCUCUAAUUGCUUGUAUGUUUUUCAGGCCAAUUAUCUCUUUAUACAUCUGUAAAAUUAUUAUCACUUAUGCUUAGUGGUCAAAAUAAAAUCUGAAAUGGAUUACUUUCUCGAGCCCUCAGCUGCUCACAAACCACCAAGUGGUGGACGUGAGAAACACCGAAGAAGAAGACAAGCACAAGCUGGAGCUGGCAAGAGAGCAGUGGAAACAAAACAGAAGGAAUCAAAUGAUGUGAAAAAGAAAUUCAUCAUCAUUGGAUUGGCUGUGGUUGCUUUAGUUGGUGGAGCUGCAGGAAUAGCUGUCUUUCUUAUGCAAGGAACAAGCUCAGUUUGUGGUGAAGGAAGUACAGAUCCAAUUACUAUAAGUGAAUGCUUAGUUGUAAACUGUCCUUUCGAUACAACUACAUGCACAUUACCAUGUCCGUUUGGGUUUGCUGUAAAAGAUGAGAAUAGUGUGUGUCCAGUGAGUUGUACGUGUGCAUCACAAGGAAAUUUUGAAGGAGAUGUUCAUUUUACUAGUGAUGAUGUACCUGAUCUGUUGGAUAGGUAUAGCUAUGUGAAUAAAGAUGAUGAAGAAUUUUCAUUGUUUGUUGGAAGUGCUUACAAGCAUGAAAGAGUUGGAAAAUGGAACCAAGUUGCUCUUCCAUCUGGUCGAAUACCUGUGGGGUACAAACUUGACAACAGAUUAAAAAACAGUCAAAAGUUUAAGGAUGCAUUAAAGGGAGCUAUAAAAGCCUACAAGGAAAAUACAUGCAUUGACAUUGCCCCUUAUGAUUCAGCGAAACAUGGGAAAAAAUUUGUCGAUAUUAAACAUGCCGAUGGUUGCUAUGCUUCAUUGGGUUAUGCAGAAAAAGAACAACGUAUGAGCAUUGGUUAUGGGUGCGAUUAUGUCGGUAUUAUUAUACACGAGUUUCUUCAUACAAUGGGUUUUGCCCAUGAGCAAACUAGGCCGGAUCGUGACCAGUUUGUUAAAGUUAAUUUUGAGAACAUAAAAGCAAAUUCGGAUUACAACUUUCAGAAGGUGGCUGCAAAUCGUGUCUAUGAUCUAAAAUCUGAGUAUGAUAUUGGUUCUGUCAUGCAUUAUGAAUCCUCUGCCUUCAGUAAAAACUAUAAAAGUACGAUUGUAGAUAAAAAAACAGGUGGAGUCCUUCAGACACAAAAGGAGAGACUAUCAGAAAGCGAUAUUUAUGAGGUUAACGUGUUUUUAUGUGGAGGUGGAGUCCUUCAGACACAAAAGGAGAGACUAUCAGAAAGCGAUAUUUAUGAGGUUAACGUGUUUUUAUGUGGAGGUUCUAAGGAAGGAGGAGGAGGAGGAGGAGGAGGAGGAGAAGGUGGUGGUGGUGGAUCAGUAGCAACUACAAGGCAACCACCAACAACAACCAGGCGACCUGUGACCACAACCCGUAGAUGGCCGUAUACAACAAUACCUCGAACAACCCGUGCUACUACCCGCCCCCCUACCGCAACCACUAGAAGACCAUGGUAUAGAACAACAACACUGAGUCCUUGGCGUCGGACGACAACCCCAAGGAAUAGAAACAGAGGGUUGUCAGAAUGGGGGCAGUGGAUUGGAUGUACAGCUACUUGUGGAGAUAUUUCAACUAAAGUUCGUGCCCGCUACUGCCAAGUACAAACUGCAGGAUGUAAGGCUGUUUAUGAAACUGUGAACUGCAAAAGGAAACCUUGCCCAGUAUCAGUACAGUGGGGUCCAUGGUCUCCAUUUGGAAGCUGCACCAAGACUUGUGGUUCUGGUUUAAGACUAAGAUAUAGGUACUGUCCUAGAAGGUCACAGUGCCUUGGAAAAUCUUUUCAAGCUAAUCCUUGCACUUUGAAAAGUUGUGUAAGCUCACAGCGUUAUGCUCCCGUAGCAUGGACUAAUUGGAUGUCAUGGGGAAUAUGCUUUAAAUCAUGUGGCUCAGGAAUUCGAUAUCGGUCUAGACAUUGCAAAAAAGGCCAUUAUUUCUCUUACGGCUGCCCUGGCCGUCACCAUGAACUUGGUUACUGCAAUACAUUCAGCUGCACUAGCUCCUUUGCUAAUGAUCCACCUUCUCCAAUGUUCUCAUUUGAUAGCAAGAGUGUUGCUAAUCUUUGCUCUGGAGCAAAUUCCGAUGUUGUUUUCAUCUUUGGAGAUUUUAACGGAGAUAGAAACGUGGAUGUGAUGUGUGGAAAUCAAGAUGGUGAUUUUGAGGUUGGUUUGGUGACCUCUAAUGGAGAUAUAAACACAGCAUCAUGGAGAGGACGAUUGGAUGGUUGUGUCGUACAAUCGGGUCAAAUUGCUGUCGGUGAUUUUAACGGAGAUGCGAUGUCCGAUAUUGUGUGUGUCGACCGUGUGAAAAAGAAAACCACAGUUCGUUUAUCAAACAAUGGACAAUUUCCAACCGGAGAAGGUUACUCUGGUUCAUUCUGUACCGAUGAUUCUGAUUGGUUGAUUCCACUCGAUAUAGACGGUGACAGCAAAUGGGAUUUCAUGUGUAGUCAUAACAACCGUGAUCAUGAGAUACUCAUGAACAGUUUUACAAAUCCUUCAUAAAAGACAUUUCAUUGUUUAAUUUUGACGUUGACAGUGUUUUGUAUGUAUAUUGCAUAUCGUUUCAUUAUAGUGUUGUUCAUACUUCUGUAGCAAACAAUUUAUUUUGACAAUUGUUUUACAGAGUAUUUACACAUUAAAAAUGCAUUUGAGUGUUUUGAAUUGAUUGUUGUAAAUAUGUUUUUGUACUUUGUUGUAAAUAAGUUGCACAUUACCUUGUCGUAUUGUUUCAGAA
This is a messenger RNA of Ciona intestinalis (vase tunicate), 3104 nucleotides long. The record is from RefSeq and is a predicted model, not a curated record. NCBI's taxonomy places the organism in Eukaryota, Metazoa, Chordata, Ascidiacea, Phlebobranchia, Cionidae.